Messenger RNA from Triticum turgidum subsp. durum (durum wheat), 1413 nucleotides. Lineage: Eukaryota; Viridiplantae; Streptophyta; Magnoliopsida; Poales; Poaceae. The record is from the annotation of a GenBank genome assembly.
AUGGUCAAGUCUGCCAUUGUCGGGGAAGGAGUAAGCUGGAUCUUUUCUAGUAUUGCAGCCGCCAGCAAAACCGAGGAGAAACCAGAUUUAGAAGCAACAAGAUGUGGUGGCCUAGAAAGGCUGGAGAUGGCGCGCAUCAAAAUGGAGGCCGCGCUCCAGACGUCCAACAAGUGGCAGAUCACUGACACGUCACUGCUCGAUUGGCGAAAGAAGCUGAAAUACGCUUCCCAGGACUGCAACGACGCAGUACGCAGAUGUAGACAACUUUCUCGUGAAGAAGACGAGGCGGAGCAGGUCGUAAGGAAAUCCUCAUUUCCUAGACGUUUCGCUCAUGCGACCAAGGCAUUCAUUUCCUCUCGUGUUGGCCGCAACAAUGAUGGUUGCUCUAUGGGCAGUGCCACCGUUCAAAGAUUCGAGAGGCUCGCGGAUGGUGCUGGUGAAUUUAUGAGAUAUGUGCAGCUUGGGUCACCACGACAACACCUAUUCUUUGACCCUCUCAUUGGGCAUAUCUUUGCAGGGAAAUCGUUGUUGUAUCAUGUGUUGGACCCAGGAGGCCAGUUACAUAUAUUCGGUAUACGCUCAAUGAGCUUCGAGGACAGAGGGUUAGAGGCCAUGGUAACCUUCGUAUAUCAAGAUUGCAAGGCGCCCAAGAACAAUUUCCGCCUUGGGUUCAUGUUGCGUGUUUCAGAGAGUACAGACAUAAUCGGAACUACAAUCAAGUGCUUGCGACGGGUGACGCCUCACUUCAAGUCUACUGCAGAAAUUGUCAUCAACGAGAUCACGCAGCUCCCCACGCAAGAUUUCUUCUGUGUGCCGCAACCGCAAAGACUUUCGACCAUGUUUCCAGAGCCAGUCUGUCAAGUGUAUUUGCAACGUCAAAUCUCAGUAUCAGAGUACAAUAAUCUUAUGAUGAGAUCAACCACAACAAGUGGCAAUGCGGACACAUCUACUUCUGUAGAGAACUUCCCACCUUUGAAGCUGGGGAUUUUAUUCAUGCCUCAUCACUCACUGGAGAAUCCCGAGUCCACAAGCGAGGGCUCCGCGAUAGAGGCGAUCGAUGGAGAGAAGCAACACCUCACCCAUGUAAAUGUUCACCCGGACCAACUCGAUGAAAUGCUUCUCCCGAAGGCGAUAGAUUAUCUCUAUCAUAACACUGAAGUUACAAAUUACCAGAUAUGUUGGACAUCUAACCACGGCAGUGCACACCUAUAUGUGGAGAACACAAGGCUCGCUGGGCCAUGCAUAGCCCUUAAAUCCACAAGACGAGAUAUUCAUAACAUGUUUCGUCAGAAGCAGCAGGAUCAACAAAUAAAGAAAGUGCAGUUGAAGCAGGUUGCCAGAGAUUACCUCAAACUAUGGGUCGUGCGUUCCUCUGAGAGGGUGCGGAGCUUGUUCUCGGCAUGGAUCGAUUAG